Messenger RNA from Paramuricea clavata, 333 nucleotides. The record is from the annotation of a GenBank genome assembly. Lineage: Eukaryota; Metazoa; Cnidaria; Anthozoa; Malacalcyonacea; Plexauridae.
AUGACGUACAUAUACAUAACGGUUGAUGCUGGCGCAGCAGCAAAAUUCUACCACGUUCUAUGGAACAAUCCACAGGAGUUCGAUAAAGUCUUGAUACAUUUGGGUGACUUUGAUGGGAUGAUGGCAUUUUUUUCCAUCAUAGGCAAAAUAGUGCAAGGCAGUGGUUUUGAAGAAGUUGUAUACCAAGCAGGACUCUGUACCUCCGGAGGUAUUAAAGGUGUUUUAUCAGGAAAACAUUACAACCGAAGUUGGAGGAUUCAUGAAUGCUUUGCCGAAGCGAUUGAGAGAUUGUUUUGUGAAACGUUAGUUAAGCCGGUUGUCCAGAAGAAAUAG